GGAAGGCGGCACCGCCCUCAGGGCCCCUCCCCAGGCGGACGGUGGCGGCAGCGACUGAGACCCGGCCACUCCGCCGCCCAUGUCCUCCGCGCCGCCGCGCUCGCCCACCCCGCGGGUCGCCAGGAUGAAGAAGGACGAGUCCUUCCUGGGCAAGCUGGGUGGCACGCUGGCCAGGAAGAAGAAGACGCGGGAGGUGAGUGACUUGCAAGAAGAGGGCAGAAGUGCCAUCAACUCGCCGAUGUCCGCUGCAUCUGUGGACGUCCACCCCGAAGACACUCAGCUCGAGGAGAAUGAGGAGCGCACGAUGAUUGACCCCACCUCCAGGGAGGACCCCAAAUUCAAGGAGCUGGUCAAGGUGCUCCUGGACUGGAUCAACGACGUCCUGGUGGAAGAGCGGAUCAUUGUGAAGCAGCUGGAGGAGGACCUGUACGACGGGCAGGUGCUGCAGAAGCUCCUGGAAAAACUGGCAGACCGCAAGCUGGAUGUGGCCGAGGUGACCCAGUCUGAGAUAGGGCAGAGGCAGAAGCUGCAGACGGUUCUGGAAACUGUGCACGACCUGCUGCGGCCGCAUGGCUGGGCGCUGCGGUGGAACGUGGACUCCAUCCACAGCAAGAACCUGGUGGCCAUCAUCCACCUGCUGGUCUCGUUGGCCAUGCACUUCCAUGCCCCGAUCCGCCUCCCGGAGCACGUGUCCGUGCAGGUGGUGGUCGUCCGGAAGCGGGAAGGCCUAUUGCACUCCAGCCAUGUCUCUGAGGAGCUGACCACGACUACAGAAAUGAUGAUGGGCCGCUUUGAGCGGGAUGCCUUUGACACACUCUUUGACCACGCCCCGGACAAGCUGACCGUGGUGAAGAAGUCUCUCAUCACGUUUGUGAACAAGCACCUAAACAAGCUGAACUUGGAGGUGACAGAGCUGGAGACCCAGUUUGCAGAUGGUGUCUACCUCGUCCUGCUCAUGGGCCUUCUGGAGGACUAUUUUGUGCCCCUCCACAACUUCUACCUGACUCCGGAGAGCUUCGAUCAGAAGGUCCACAACGUGGCCUUCGCCUUCGAGCUGAUGCUGGAUGCGGGGCUCAAGAAGCCCAAGGCCCGCCCUGAAGAUGUGGUGAACCUGGACCUCAAAUCCACACUGCGGGUGCUCUACAACCUGUUCACCAAGUACAAGGAUGUGGAGUGACAUGCGGAUGCGGCGGAUGAAGACGGCGGGGACAGUGACCGGGCAAGAGAAUCGGGGUCCAUCCAUGUGGACCUGGGCCUUGCAGGGUGGCAACCCGGGCUUCUGCCCCUGCCUGGUGGUUGUUCUUAACCUCUUCUCCUUGAGACUUCCGGGGCCCUUGAAAAGGGACUAUUUGAAGCCUCGUGUCCGAAGUGCUGAGUUGCUGUUGGUCUUGAUCAAAAGAUGAAAAAGAAAAAGCCCAGCCCCCACGCUUGGCCUCAGACCCCAGCCUGUGCACUGUGUCGUGGAGGAAUUAGGGGUCACAGACACUCGGCCCAGGGCCACCGUCACCGUCACUGCCAUACAGACGCGCUCCCCGGGGACUCGGCCGGCCUGUCUCUGGAGCUCCCUACUGGCCGGGCUGUCCUUGGAAGCAGGGCCCUGUUAGUAAAAGGCUUUUCCCGUUUAACAGUACUCCCCUCUCAAGUCCUGAAGCUGUGGAAGUGGCACAAGUGUCAUCCCCCACUCCUGUGGCUUUGUGGCCACUCUGACUUUCAGUUGAUCUUUUGCACAAAAGACCGAGGUGGGCCGACUCCCCUGGGCCACAGAAGCGGCGAGUGCCGAAGGCUGCUCUUGGGUUUGUGCUGCGGGGUCAGGGCUGGGCCCAGAGCAGGCUGUGAAGGUGCCCUGGACGUGGUUUGGGGUCCUGUACGGGGACGGACAUGGGUAUCCACACACUAGGCUUAUGGUGGAUGGAGCGUCACAGGCCAUGCGGCUUCAGCGGCAGACUCAGGGCUCACAGCUCCGGGGCCCGCAGGGCUGGUUUCCUCCGAGGCCCCUCACUGGCCAGCUUCUCCCUCGGGUUUGUGCCGUCUUUGCUCUGUGCAUCUGUGUCCUCAGCGCCUGUUCUUACAAGCAGACCGGUCCACCUGCAGUAAGAGCCACGUAUAGGUGCAGAGGCCACACCUCACACCUGAUGCACUCGCCGUCCUGUCCCCAGUGAGGUGGCAUCUCUCUCCAGAGUGUCCUGCAGAAGGCAACAUUGUCACCAGAGCGUGGCCCAUCUACCCCCAGUUCACCUGGGCUCUGCAGAGGAAGGGGGUUCACCGACUGCCUCUCUUGGGGGGCUCCUGUUCUCAAGUGGCCUGCCCUGUGGCCUGUCCCCGCUGCAUUCCCUCCCGCUCCCACUGGCCCCAGGGAGCCUCGCAUGGCGCACUCUGAGCAUGCACAGCAGACCAGAGGGGCCUUCCCGGUUCUCAGAUCUCCGCCUUCCCGCAGUAGAUCAGAGCUUUGGGAUAAGUUGUUUGGAUUAAAUUGAAUGCCAGCGCGAAGUUUGGAGGAACGAUUUAAUAUUCUCCCUGUUUGCGCGUUGCUAGGCUGGGGAUGGGAUCCGCAUAGCCGUUUUGAUGGAGGUGGUUUCCCAGCAGGGGCAAGAAAUAAUUAAAACAGCAUUACGGUGUCUCCCGCGGGAUGCGGUGACAUUAAAGAGCCACAGUGACAAAACAUCCAAGGCGAGAACGUUCCGUGCUGCCUUGGUUACGUAGGGAACCCCAGCAGCCGGUGCCGGCAGAGCUGGGCUUGGCGUGCGUGGUCACAGGCACACUCGCGGCUGGGGACCAUGCCUGGGAGUGAUGGGGGCUGUGGGGAGCAGAGGAGGGAGAUCAGGAUUUCCAACUGAGGUGAGCAAAAACUGGGGAGUCCGGACAGCCCCAGUGCCAAGGCCUGAACAGAGGCUCUGAGCUCAGGUUCCCUGUGCCAGGGCUGAGUCUCCCUGAUUUCCUCCUGGCUUGGGGGAAAAGUCACCUGGGCGAGGGUGGUAUGGAAGGAGAUGCCCUGUCCUCUGUGGCCUGCCCAUGCCAGGGCAUCUUGGGGGUCACUUGCGCCCCAGAAGCCCCUUAUUUCCCUU
This is a messenger RNA of Octodon degus (degu), 3062 nucleotides long. RefSeq names its product parvin beta (gene Parvb). The record is from RefSeq and is a predicted model, not a curated record. Bases 80 to 1177 code for a protein of 365 amino acids. Gene Ontology annotation, molecular function: actin binding. The transcript has 13 exons. NCBI's taxonomy places the organism in Eukaryota, Metazoa, Chordata, Mammalia, Rodentia, Octodontidae. Gene Ontology annotation, biological process: lamellipodium assembly; establishment or maintenance of cell polarity; substrate adhesion-dependent cell spreading. Gene Ontology annotation, cellular component: focal adhesion; cytoplasm; lamellipodium.